Messenger RNA from Ostrea edulis (European flat oyster), 11542 nucleotides. RefSeq lists its product as uncharacterized. Gene Ontology annotation, cellular component: catalytic step 2 spliceosome; intracellular anatomical structure. Gene Ontology annotation, molecular function: ATP binding; zinc ion binding; RNA binding. Bases 488 to 8371 code for a protein of 2627 amino acids. Gene Ontology annotation, biological process: spliceosomal complex disassembly. The record is from RefSeq and is a predicted model, not a curated record. The transcript has 3 exons. NCBI's taxonomy places the organism in Eukaryota, Metazoa, Mollusca, Bivalvia, Ostreida, Ostreidae.
GCAUUACAUUGAAGCUGUUGAUAUUUCUGCAUGAGUGACAAAUUCUCAUGGGAUGAAAAGAUACCCCAAACAUAUAUGUACAUGGUGAAUAAGGUGAAAUAUAAGGGUAUAAUACAAGUAUCAACACUUAUCUGCAAGUUACAUACCUUGUCCGCUAUCUUGCAGUAAAAAAUCUUAUUUCCCUACGUUUGCCUUUUUUGUAAUUUUCUGAUCUGUAGCUUUGACAUUUGUUAUCUUUUGAACAAUUGUAGUCAACCACUAUAAUGCCCCAUGGUGGGGCAACCCAUAAACUUCAAUGUAUAAAAACUUGGCUGUAAUUCACAAUAUAAUCUCUCGUGUUUCGUAGGGCGAAAAAGAAAAAAAAAACACCCUGGAAGACCUUGCAAUGGGGGAGGUGUGAAGACAAGGAAGUUCAGAAUGAUCCAGUCCAAUAAUGUUCCUGUUUUCUUCUAAAGCUGGAUACACUGUUGCAGUAUAAUUACAUAGGAUGGGUCAACGUUCAACGAAAACGGCUGCCAAACCAGCAAAAGAAAGAGUAGAAACUCAUAGGAAGGAAAAAUCUAGUGUGAAAUCCUCCUCAGUGGCAAGGGAUGGUGUUAGUCUAUUCUCGUCAUCCAUUUCACCAACUGAACAACAUGAUACAACAUCAAGAUCUCUAAAUAAUUCAUCGAGGGAAAGGGGGAUUGUGCCUAACAACAGUUUUCAGGGGUACAAACAUCAAACAACUGGUGAGGUUACAAAGUUUGAUGAAAGUGAACAUGUAAAACAAAUAUGCCAUGAUUUGAUCAAUAGAUGGGCUACAUUUUCUUCCCAACAGGAAAAGGAAUUAUUGGAUAUACAUUUAAGAAAAGAACACUCAACAAACAGAUUGCAUGAAUCAUAUGCUCAGAAAAAGGAGAAGGAAAUACCUGAAAAGUCAUCUAUCAAACUAGAGAACUUCCAUAGUAAAUGUAAUGGUAGGUUUGAAAGGGAUACCACAAAAGCAACUUCAUUAGAUUCUACAAGGCUUAGAUUAUCACAAUCACAAAAAACCUCUGCAAGGAUUGGUGUGUCAAUAUCAGAAACACCUACCAGUGUAGGCGUGUUACAAUCCAGAGAAAAGUCUACUAGGCUUGAUGUGUCACAGUCACAAGAACAGCCUGCAAGAUUUGGUGAGUCGCAAUCACAAGAAAAAUCUUCAAUGCUUGAUGUAUCACUAUCACAGGAAAAACCUGCAAAGCUUGGUGUGUCGCCACUAGAAGAAAACCCUGCCAGUUUUGUUGUGUCUCAAUCCCAAGAAAAACGUGUAAAGUGUGGUGUAUCACUAUCACAAGAAAAACAUGUAAAGCAUGGUGUGUCAAUGUCACAAGAAGAAAAACGUGCUAGUUUUGUUUUGUCGAAAUCCGAAGAAAACCCUGCAAGACUUGGUGUGUCACUAUCACAUGAACAGCUUGGUGUGUCGUUAUUUCAAGAAAACACUGCCAUUAUACAUGUACGUAUGUCAAAACCUCAACAAAAACCUGCCAAGGUUGAUGUGUCGCUAUCACAUGAAAACUAUGCAAAGCGUGGUGUGUUACUGCCACAAGCAAAACCUGCCAGUUUUGGUGUGUCUCGAUCCCAAAGGAAACCUGCAAAGUAUGGUUUGCAAUCUCAAGAAAAACCAGCAAUGCUUGGUGAGUCACAAUCACAGAACCAGCUUGCAAGGUUAGAUGUGUUUCAAUCCCAAGACACACCAUCAAAGCAUGGUGUGUUGGUGUCAGAAAAAAAAUAUGCAAAGCAUGGUACAUCGCUAUCACAAGAGAAAUAUGCAAAGUGUGGAAUAUCACAAUCUCAUGAAAAACCUGCAAGCCUUCGUGAGUCACAAUUUCAAGAAAAACCUGCAGAGCAUGGAGGAUUAAUAGCACAGGAAGAAAAACCUGCAAAGCUUGUUAUGACAUCAUCAAAAAAGAAUCUUACAAGUUCUAGUAUAUCACUAUCAGAAGAAGGAACACCUGCCAGUUUAGGUGUAUCACUGACACAAGACAACCCUAAAAGUUUUGGGGUGGCACUAUCACAACGAAAAAACCCUGCAAGGAUUGAUGUUUCACGAUCCCAAGAAAAUUCUGCAAGUUUUGGUAUGUCAGUAUCAAAAGAAAAAUACACAGGUUUUGGUAUGUCAGUAUCACAAGAAAAACCUACAAGGUUCGAUGUGGCACGAACUCAAGAGAAACCUGUGCGGUUUGGUGUAUCACAAUUGCAAAAAGAGAAGCCUGCAAUGCUUGAUGUGUCACUAUCACAAACAAAAGAUGGUAGUGUUGGUGGCAGUCAAGACAUCACGGGAAGAAAAGCCAAACUGAUAACUAGAAGUGAACUUGGAGAUGUCCAGAAUUGUCAUGACUUGGUGAGACACAGAAAUGUGGAAAAACAACUUUGUUCUGUUACUCUAUCUGAAAGUGAAGAUGGCUGGGGAUCCAAAAACCAAGAGGAAAAAAUGUUAGCAUCAAUGAAAUCCGCUUCAGUUUCACAAAAGAAAGAUGACCUAGAUGAUUUCCUUCACUGUGAAAUUCAAUGUUUGAAGGAAACUCUCACAUUGAAGUCAAAGAAUAGAGAACUAAUGGAGGAAGUGGAGUCUAAGGGAGAAAAUGUUUUGACAAUUGAAGAUGAAACUAAUUUUCCUUCUGUUGCUACAUGCUCAAAAAACAAAGUUCCAUCUGUUUAUAAGAUCACACAAGAAGAGACUUUAAAAUGCAAAGAACUAGAUGUAAGUAACGGAAUUCACCUUUUAGAUCCAACAAAGGACAAGGCCAAAGAAAAACUGCCAUCAAAAGAUAUUUCAGGAUUGGAUAAAUACCCCACUGUGGGGAAACACGAAGUACUAAGAGUAAGAUCUGGAGUUACAAGCAGAACAGAUGGUGCUGUGAAGGAAAUUAUGGAAAAUAAUGUCAAGCAACAAGAUAAAUGCAAUACUUUGAAAUGCACCAAAUUGAAUGAGAAUGAAUGUAAAGAUGAAGUAUUUGAAAAGACAAUUUCUAAUUUGAAGAAAAAGCCAUCAACCCAUUUGGCUGCUGAAACAAAAGUAAAAGAAGCAAUGACGCGAAAUUUUUGCAAACGAAUGGAAGACAAGAAAAGGGACGGCACUAUUCCAAAGCAUACAGAUCAGACAAAGCGUGAUGAGCUUUCACAUAGUAGAAUUGUUUCAUGUCCAGGUACUAGUUGUUGGAAGUCCACAAUAACUAAAAAACAAAAGAAUGCUAGCACAAAAGUUGAAGGGGGCACAAAAAUGGGAGACAUAUUGGAUAAGGAGCGCUUUGGGGAAAACAGAACUAAAAAAAGUGAAAAUCCAUUCAUUGUGACAACUUCAGAAAAUUCAGUGCAGGUUUCAUCUUUCAAAACCUAUAGUGUAGAUGAAGACAAGGAAAUUGUGAAAUAUGUCUUUACAAUUUUAAAGCAAUUAGAAGAUGAAAAUGAGCUACUUACACUACUCAUUGGUGUUGUUGUAGAUGUUAGAUUUCGAGUUGCUUCCUUUAAAAAAGAUUCUAAAAACAAUGCCACUGUUGUAGUAAUACACUUCAAAAGCAACGCCGAUUCAAGAAGAUUUCAAAGUUGCCUGACACGUAGUAGGGAAAAACUGUAUUUCAGAUACAAAUUGCAAAAGUAUGAAAAAGACGCCCCGAAUAAAACGAGGCAAGAAAACAUUAAAAUUUUGCGGUAUAUAGAUAAAAGGACUGAAGGUGUUUCAAUGAAACAUAUAGAAAAGAUAAGGGAGAUCGAAAGUAAAUUUGCAGAAUUAAACAACGCAUCCGCAACUUCUAACAAGAAGACAAAAUAUAUUGAUAUCUCGCUUCAUAAACAGAGAGAAUCUCAGAAAAAAGCUUUAGAGUACAAAAUCUUAGAACUGAAACAACAACAGGAUGAAUUUCAAUCAUACCUGUCUGACACUAUACAAAGAAUUGAGUCAUUUAAAGGAAAACAUGUUGAGCAAAAAGAAUAUGAUUGCCUAAGGAAACGAUUUGAUAUAGAGUGUUCACGGUUGGAACAAGCAUUACCAAUAUAUGCAAGAAGAACCCAAAUUGUUGAUACAAUUCUUCAUAAUCAAGUUUGUAUUAUUCUAGGAGAAACCGGAUCUGGGAAAAGUACACAAAUAACUCAGUACAUUUUAGAGUCUGAAUUGAGUUCCCUUGGGAAAAUCAUUUGUACACAGCCACGUAAGGUAGCGGCUGUGAGUCUUGCACAAAGAGUUGCAUCAGAGAUGGAGUCAAACGCUGGAGAUCUUGUUGGAUACCAAACCGGUAUGAAGUCAAAGUUGAACAAUCACACUAAAGUGUUGUACAUGACUGACCACAUGCUUUUGAACGAGUGUUUGAAAGACCCCUUGCUGUCUGAAUUUUCCUGUGUUGUAAUUGAUGAAGCACACGAAAGGAGUAUUUAUACUGAAUUAUUGCUUGGAAUGAUUAAGAAGUGUUUGCCACAGCGACCAACCCUUCAUGUUGUAGUGACUUCUGCAACGAUAGAUCCAGAUGUCUUUGUACGCUACUUUGGAGGACCUGAACUUUGUCCGGUCGUGAAAGUCUCUGGAAGAAUGUUUCCAGUUGAAAUUGAAUGGCUAACAACGUCCUCAGGACUCGAGGUAGUUGAUGAUUAUGAAAUGAAAUGUGUUGAAAAAGCAGUAGAAAUUCACAGAAAAGAGCCGCCAGGGGAUAUUUUAGUUUUCUUAACAUCCCAAGCAGAAAUUGAGCAGUGUGCAGCAAAACUGGAAGUUUUAUUAAGAGGAGGAAAGGAUCAUUGGAUUUUGCCACUACAUGGUAAACUUCAAACGGAGGAACAGAAUUUAGUAUUCAAAGUGUCACCAAAAGGAAAACGAAAAAUCGUACUUGCAACUAAUGUGGCUGAAACAUCAAUUACGAUCCCUGGAAUAAAAUAUGUCAUUGAUACAGGGGCUGUGAAAGAAUUGUUGUAUGAUUCAAGGAAAAAAAUAAGUGCACUGCGAGUUGUGAAAGUUACCAAAAGUUCUGCUGACCAGAGAAAGGGCAGAGCAGGAAGAACAGCCCCGGGUAAAUGUUAUAGACUUUACUCCAAGGAAGAUUACGAAAUGAUGUGCCCUACCUCUAUUCCAGAAAUUUUGAAAAUACACUUGGGUCACGCAAUUCUUAAGCUUUUGCAAUUAGAAGUAGAUCCACUGGAAUUUGACUUUGUACAAGCUCCAGAGAAAGUGUCAAUGGAGAAUGCUUUCCAACACCUAAGUAAACUAGGAGCUAUUGAAGAUGGAAAAAUAUCACCAUUGGGUAAAUGGAUCGCUAAACUCCCAUUUGAACCAAAUCUAGGAGUUCUUGUUCAUGAUGCUAUAGACCAUAACGUUGGAUUGGAGGGAAUUAUUAUUGCUGCCUCUUGCACAGUGUCCAGCUCCUUGUUUUAUAGAGGAGGCACACAAAAAGAAAAAGAGAGGUCAGACAAGCUGAAGGUUCCAUUUUGUCAUAAACAUGGUGAUUACUUUACAAAUCUAAAUGUUUAUAAAGAAUGGCACAAAGUUGAUGAAAAGCAAAAAGGAAGAUGGAGCAGAGAUAAUUCAAUUAAUGGAAAAUCUAUGCGAAGCAUUCGUGAUGCUGCAAAAGAAAUUUUGUAUGUUCUGAAGAGAGAUCUUUCCAUCAACAUAAAAUUUGAAUUUUCAGAUGCAGAAGACGUGGAAAGGAGUUUGCAGAAGCUGCUGUUCAAAUCUUUUCAAAGCAAUCUCUGUCUUUUUCUGGGACAUGAAAAAGCUGGCUAUUUUUUCAUAGAUAAAAAUCAACAGGUCAUUAUGCAUCCUUCAUCAGCAUUUCAGUCGCUAGCUUCUUGCCCAAACUGGGUUAUUGUUGAAAGAGUGAUGCAAACCUCUCGUGAUUUUGGUGUAAAUAUAACAGCUGUAGCAGAUGAAGACGUCGAGGAAGCAUUGAAUGAAGGAUCUUUAGAUUUUGAUAUUGAUGAUGUAAAACGAAGGAUGGUUACACCAGUGUUAACGGAAUAUGUUGGUUUUCAAGUUCACAGAGAGUUUGUUGGUCCCCGUUACUGUAAAGUGAAAGCCAUGCAAGAAAAUCUUACAAUGAUGUGCAAAGACUCUGUGUUUGUAAUCGAUGCAGAUCGCGAGAGAGGAGAAAUUUCAAUAUAUGCACCAAUCGAUGACAGAGAAAUAUCCUCGCACACCCUGAAAACAGCAAUAGACCCUAUCCGAGAGAAAGUAAGAACUGAAACUGCCGAACAUCCUCUUCUCCCGGAGUUUACGAGUGUAAGGAUAUCAAUAGGACCAGGGGGACAAGUUCAAGAUAUUUUGGAUCAGGACGAAUACAAAAAUGUGUUUGUAUUCGGGGAUUCAAAUGCAUUUCAUUCCAAUGAUGAAAUGGUGGAAUGGUUCAAACGGUUUGGAUCAAUUCAAUCAUUCAUACGAAAGUCGCCAAAAAACACUAAUUCAAGUUAUCUUGGACAGAUCAUAUUUGAUGAGUCGAAAUUCGCAAAAGCUGCAGUAACUACUACAAAAAACGGAAAUUUUAAAAUUUCUGCGAGACCACCAAAAGGGAUCGGGAAAAGUGCAGAAGGUGAUUUACUCAGAGCAAGACUUACGUGGUGUAGAAGAAAGUCUCGUGGGUUUGGAUUUGUUGAAAUUCGUGAAAAAGAUAAAAUGGACAAAAUAAUUUUGUCAAGUCUACUUAAGUCUGUUACAGUUGGAGGAAAACGAGCGUGGAUAAAACGGGGCAAUAAAGACAAACAUCCAAAUGCAGAAACAAAACAGUUGUUUGUUUCGGGAAUCGGUGAACUCGCCAAUGAAGAUGUUUUGCGUGAAAGUAUUUUAAACAAUUUUAACAUUUCUGAAAAUGACAUCGGAAAAGUGACUAUUAUACGUGAAAAGGUAAAUACAACUCCUCAAAUGUUGCAUAGUUUGAAAAUACGACUUGAAAGCGAGUUCAAAAAGUAUGUUCAUCCAAAUAAGUUUAAGGUUUCUAUCUUGGAGCCCAAAAUGUCUGACUUCACUUAUCAGGCUUUUGUCACGUUUAAAGACCCGGAGGAAGGAUUUGAGGCAUGUUCUAGGUUACGCAACAGAAUGUCAAUUGGAGAACACGUCGUUUGUGUUACUCCAGAAAUACACACGAGACUCUUCGUGUUAGCGCCUGUGUACAAACGAGUAGAAAGGAAUAUUGAAACAUAUUGUGAGAAAAUACAGAAUGAAGAUAGUGGUAGACGAAUGCAUGUGAAACUGAUCAAUGACAAAUGUGUGAUAGACAUUGACGCAGACAGUAUUCAAAGCAUGGUGCACACUAGAAACAAAGUACAAAAAAUGCUUCAAGGUGAAACAGUCGACCUGGAGAAGAUUCCAACACUUCGAUAUCUGUUUACUCAAGACGGUCAAACAAAAGUCGAAAAAAUUAUGAAGAAGACCAAUACAUUAAUUUUGUUAGAUUAUAGAAAUACAUCUAUGUCUGUGCAUGGUGAAAAGGACGAUCGUGAAAUCGCAUUAAGGAAAGUUAGAAAGUAUGCCGAGAAAUUAUCGUCGUCACGAAUUCGAGUAUUUGAUUUAAAAGGAGAAUCCAAACCACCUGGAUUGAUGAAGACUGUUAUUGUGGCUCAUGGGGUGGACCUUGGAGGCCUGAAAGCUUCGUCAAACUUAUCAACAGUGGAACUUGAUCACAGGUAUCACAGAAUAAAAAUGAUGGGAUCAGAUGAUGCAGUUGACAAAGCUGUUAAGAGCAUCGAAGAAAUUAUGGACCAUAUGCAAAUAAAUGUCGGAAUUGCAGCUUCGAAUCAACCAGAAUGUGGAAUAUGUUUUUGUGAAAUCGAAGAAAGCGAUAUUUACAGAUUGGAAUCAUGUGGUCAUCCCUACUGUAGGGAAUGUGUGAAAUUGAACAUAGAAGCUGUCAUUCGGAACAAGGAGUUUCCACUCAAAUGUUUUCAUGAUAAAUGUGAUAUGCUUUGGGCGUGGAAAGAUUUUGUGAAUAUGACAAAAUCUGGAUUCUGUAGCCUGCAAAACAUACUGAAUUCAUCUCUGUCCAGUUUUGUAAUGGGAAACAAAGAUAAGGUUCGAUAUUGUAUAACGCCAGACUGUCCUAUGGUGUACAAAGUCAGCGACGUCGGCGGAAGAAUAGUUUGCGAUGUUUGUAGAACGAGUAUGUGCAGUAAGUGUCACGUCGAGUAUCACAGUGGAAUAUCGUGUGUGAUGUACCAGAUAGAAAACCAAAACGAUGAAUCUGUAGUUCAAAAAUGGAUGCGUCGAGACCCAAAGAACAGGAGGUUCUGUCCAAAUUGUUUCGCAGGAAUUGAGAAAAAUGGUGGUUGUCCGCGUAUGGAAUGUCGAAAUUGUAAGAGCAACAUUUGCUGGACAUGCAUGAAGUUUUUCAGCACUAGCCGUGAGUGUUACGGUCACAUGGACAAAGUACAUAGGACUUUUGGUUGAAGUUGUAUGGAAACUCGGUAAUGAUGUAGAAAAGUACGUGUCCGCCUCCUGAAGAAUUUGGAAAUGCUGUUUUCAUUGUGUGAAAUUAUUUUAUUGGUCACGUUCAUCAUCUACUGCUAAUAAUUUGCAUGUAGUUUAUCUGAUAUAGUAGUACACGGCAUUACAUAGAAAAGCUCAUAAGUAAAGAGAAGAAAAAUUGCUACCUUAGAAUGUAAUUCAGAAGAAUUUGGUCAAAUGGUAUACUUUUUGUUCUGAUUCGCGUUUUCAACGUCAUUUGAUUCACGAUUGGCUUGAAAUGAAAGCCUUGUUAAACAAGAGGUACUAUUCAACAUUUUGCCUGUGCAUGAUAACGAAAUUGAUCUUGCAUCGAAAUUCGGUGAAUGCUUGGAAAAAUAAAAACAUUUAGAGAUUGUUUAUGUUCUUCGGGCACGUCCCCUUAUAUGGAAGAGGUUCUUGGGGUGACAUCAAAUUUGAUGAUAUUUUUGGCAGUGUUUGAGCCAGUGUCACUUAGGUCUGUGAUAUUAUAAAUGGUGCGUCAGCAAAAUCCUUCGAAUUAGAUCCAAUACCCUCAAACGUUCUGAAACAAUGUUUGGAGUGUGUUUUGCCAAUCAUCACUGAAAUCAUCAACAAAUUUCUUGGAUUUCGAAAAAGCUAUAGUACAACCACCACUCCAGCGCCAAGGACUUGAUAAAGAUGAAUUAAGAAAUUACAGACCUGUAUCAAACGUACCUUUCCUUUCUAAAAUAUUGGAAAAAGCAGCAGCAGCUUGACUUGAAAAGCAUCUAAACGCUUACCAUAUCCAUGACCAGGUGCAAUCUGCCUACCGCAAUUGUCACUCCACAGAAACGGCUUUCGUACGGGUUUACCAUGAUAUUACUUCUCCAUUGAACAGAAAUUCAUGUGUUGCACUCGUGAUGUUUGAUCUUUCAGUUGCAUUCAACGUCAUAUACCAUAGUAUUCUGAUCCGGCGUAUGGAGUUUCGGCAUCACAGGAUCGGCUCUAUCAUAGAUAAAGCCAUCUCUCUGGUCGAAGUCAACAAAUUGCUACUGGAUUUACAUUGUCCUAUUCCACUUUGGUGUUCCGCAGGACUCGGUAUUAAUACCUCAACUAUAUUGUAUGCUUUCCAAAUUAAUCGUAGAAAUUUGCCGGUGGCAUAACAUGAAAGGUGAAACAGUGAUCAAUCUCAUAACUCCUAUAAGCAAUAUAAAAUAGAGAGUUGGGCAAACAGGGACCCCUGGAUAUACCAGAGGAGGGAUCAGGUGUCUAGGAGGAGUAAGCAUCCCCUCUCGACCGGUCAGAACCACCAUCUGAUAUCAUGGCUACGCGGAUGACACUCGGGUUCGGAUAUACCUGGUUGUAAAUCCAAAUGACAGCAUUACAGACAGAAUUGAACGGCGUCUUUCUGACGUUAAUAACUGGAUGAAAAAAACCAUUCUCAAGCUAAAUCAAGAAAAGACAGAACUUGUCAUCUUUACUCCCAAAACGUAAAGCUAGUGAAUUCUGAGGAUAUCAACUGGCUUUCGGUGGAUCUGUAGUCACAAGCGCUUCAUGUGUCAAAAAUCUUGGGGGGGGGUGACAGCAAACUUAGUAUGAAAUGUCAAAUAAAUGCACUGCCUAAAUCAUAUUACAUGUAUUUCCGACUUCGUAAUGUCGGUAGAAUUAGAUCUUUUAUAACGGAAGAUGCGUGCAGGACACAUGAUAGAUAACUGAUUACACCCUUCUUUAUGGGGUUGAUUCAGCAUCUUUGUAAAAGUUACUGAAAGUUCAAAACAUUGCUGCUAGGCUAGUGACACGUUCACGGAAACAUGAGCAUAUUACACCAAUUCUCAUAUUGCUUCACUGGUUACCUAUGACAUAUCAAACCAAAUAUAAAACCCUGUUGUAUACUUUCAAGGCUCUACGUGGAUUAGCUCCAGCAUGCAUCCAGGAACUAGUUCAAAUAUACCACACUCAGCGAACACGUAGGUCUGUGGAUUCCUUAUCCCUUCUAAAGUCACGUGUUCAUACUAAACUGUACAGAGAAAGACGGUUCGAUGUGUCCCCAUCAACCCCGAGAAACUGCCUCCCGCUGAAUCUUUGAUUCGAAGAUUCAUUAACUGCUUUUAAAAAUAAACUUAAAACAUAUCUUUUUAAAUUUGAAUUUAAUUUGUAAUUUGGUAUUUAAGCAUACAGUUAUUUUAAAGAGAAAAAAAGAAGAAAAAACAUUAUUUAGUUUUACCUAUUCUUAGCUACUUCAGUUUAAUAUUAUCUUAUGUCUUUUUCUUUAUGCAUGUAUUUUUCUUUUGUUUCAGUUUGCUUUACAUGUAAAGAGCUUUAGGGUAAUUAUGUUAAUUAGAUAAAGCGCUCUAUAGAUAUACAUGUACAAUAAUAAAUAAAUAAAAUAAUAACAAAUCAAUAUAGUUUGAAUAAAAGGAUUAUGCGAUCAAAUAUUUUUGUUACAUUUCAUCCCAGUAAUCUUUGAGAUUUCAAUGGCUAUUUUUUAUUCAUUUGUUCAUUUUUGGUUUUGUUCCAUUUCACUGCAAUACUGUAACUUAAUCGCAAUUUAUAUACACCAUGCGGCACGCAAUUAAUGUAUUCUGUAUUUUCUCUGUAUCGUUACGUUGCUAUGUGUUGAAACUCAAUUUUAUGAUAUCCUUAAAAAACUGUUGGUAGCAAAAAUCCUUUUUUUUUUGUGUGUAACUGGGGUAUUGCCUCAAUAGUUCUUAUCAAAAUGUGUCUGCAGUCUGUCGUAAGUAUUUUAUUUGUAUACAUGACGGGUACAGCCAAUCAAAUCAUUAUGCUAAUGUCCUCAUGCAGUGUACAAUUUUAUUUUGAAUUUGAAAUGUGUAAAAUUUGUUAAACUAUUACCAGGGCCAGGAUGAAACCACAUUCAGAUAGGAAAAAUUGUAUUGUUAUAUUUUAUAUGCUUGUCUUUGGAAAGCGGAAAAGAGCUAAUAAUGUUGUAAUGUUAGUAACUUCAAGAUGAUUAUAAUGCUUGUAUCAUUUGUUUUUUUAACAUUCCAAUUGCAUGUAAUACAAUUGACCAAAAACUAUAUACUAGUUUGGCUGAUAUAUAUAUAAAUUACUUUGGCGUACAAAACAGUGUGUGAAUUGUUUAUCUUUUGAUUUCUUGAUUUUGUCACCUUUGAGGUACAUGUAUGUACACUGUUAUGAAUAAAACAUUAUAUUUUU